Molecule: messenger RNA, 681 nt
Organism: Acyrthosiphon pisum (pea aphid)
Lineage: Eukaryota; Metazoa; Arthropoda; Insecta; Hemiptera; Aphididae
Product: inorganic pyrophosphatase
Biological process (GO): phosphate-containing compound metabolic process
Cellular component (GO): cytoplasm
Molecular function (GO): magnesium ion binding; inorganic diphosphate phosphatase activity
Source: RefSeq, a predicted model, not a curated record
GAGAAACAGAUUGGAAGAUACUAGUGAUUAAUGUAGAAGAUCCAAUUGCACCAGAAGUAAACGACAUUAAAGACAUUGAAAAACAUUUUCCUGGUCUACUAAAAGCCACUGUAGAAUGGAUGAAGAUCUACAAGAUUCCAGAUGGUAAACCUGAGAAUAAGUUUGCGUUUAAUGGUGAACCCAAAGAUGCGGAAUUUGCUUUAAAAAUAGUGAGUGAUACUCAUGAAUACUGGAAAGCAUUAUUACAAAAAGAAAACACUAACGGUUUAUCCUGUGUGAACACAACAUUGAAUAAUGCUUCAACUAUUGAUGACGAAAAAGUUCAAGCAAUAUUAUCGGAGAGUUUGCCACUAUCCGAGCCAAGCCCAUUAUUACCAGAAGUUGAUAAAUGGCAUUUUGUAAAAUUAUAAAAUUAUUACUAUUCAUUGGAUCAAUUGCUUGGUGAGAUUAGAAAGUGGGAUCAAAAUAAAUAAUUUUUUGGAAAAUAUUACAAUUGUUGUAUUUAAUUAUAAUAUAGAACCCAUAUUCAUUCCUGACUAAAGUUACAACAUCCAAAUUAUUUAAUAAAAUAUAUUAGUGUUUUUUUUUAUGUGAUACACAAACAUUGUAUCCUCAUGAUAAACUUGAUGUUUUUAAAUAUGUAUUUCAAUAAAUUGUAAUGGUUUUUUGUUCAAAUUAUAA